Molecule: messenger RNA, 3888 nt
Organism: Momordica charantia (bitter melon)
Lineage: Eukaryota; Viridiplantae; Streptophyta; Magnoliopsida; Cucurbitales; Cucurbitaceae
Product: putative LRR receptor-like serine/threonine-protein kinase At1g56140
Biological process (GO): protein phosphorylation
Cellular component (GO): plasma membrane
Molecular function (GO): ATP binding; protein binding; protein kinase activity
Source: RefSeq, a predicted model, not a curated record
UUUCAUAACACCAUUAACUCUGUGUCUCUGUUCACACCUUCGCCUUUCCCCUUGGAUUUUUCGCGCGUUCGGUCCCUUCCCUCACCUACCCUCUUCUUUUAAUUCCCCGUCGUUGAUGCUGGACCGGACUCCCGCUGGAGAAGUGGUCGUGACGGCUACGCCUGAGCCACCGCGGCGGCGGGCUAACGGUAAUAGUAACCCAGCUUCCAAUUCCACUCCUCCCUUUCAUCUUUGAACCACGUGGGGAGAAGGACAAGCAAGUUUGAAGUUCAAGUUGGAACUAUUGAAUUCAUAUCACCCACCUGCCUUUCCCAUAUUCAUUUUAUUAUUAUUAUUAUUAUUAUUUUACAUCGGCAACUUGCUGUUUGGAAGAUAAUCAAAGUUGAAUUAUUCUCAAUAUCUCCCACAUGCCCCUUUUCUCUUUCAACUCUGAUUCAUAUGUCUCGUUUUUGUCAUCAUGGUUUUGGUCAAGUAUAUCCCAUUAAUGCGAUGGCUAUGUCAAUCUCUACGAUUUUAGGAUUGCAAUAAAAAUAUAUCAUCUCCGAUUCUCCCCUGUCCUCCUUCUCACUCGCAUCCAUAAUCCAGUCUGUAACUGAAGCUUGCAAUUGCAUAUCCAUGGCGUCUUCGCCGUUGUUACUCUUCUUCUUUGCUCUUUGUGCUACUGUUUCCAUCAUCAGCCACCUGAUUGUUUUCUCUGAAGCUCAGAAUUCAACUCAACCCACCACCGAUCCUGCUGAAGCAAGAGCUCUGAAUUCCAUAUUUAGACAAUGGCGUAUAUCGGCGCCAUCAGGGGCUUGGAAUAUAAGUGGGAAUCUGUGCAGUGGGAGGGCGGUCGACACCACCACCACUAUCGAAACUGGUGGAAACCUUAAUCCGUUUAUAAAAUGCGAUUGCUCGGCCAACAAUGGCGCUACUUGCCACAUUACUGAACUGUUCGUUUAUGCAAUAAAUGUUGUUGGUGUACUCCCACCAGAGCUAUGGACGUUAACUUCCCUCACCUUUCUGAAGUUGGAUCAAAAUGUCUUGUCAGGGACGCUGUCUGCAUCUGUUGGUAAUCUCACACAAUUACGAACCUUGAGUCUUGGCAUUAAUGCAUUAUCAGGAGAACUGCCAAAGGAACUUGGAUCUCUUUCUAAUCUGAGACUAUUGGCUUUUGGGUCCAACAAUUUCUCUGGUUCCUUACCAUCAGAGCUUGGGAAUCUUUCUAUGCUAGAGGAACUGUACAUUGAUAGCUCUGGAGUUUCUGGUGAUAUUCCUCAAUCAUUUUCCAGUCUCAGAAACUUGCGUACAGUAUGGGCAUCGGACAAUGAAUUCACUGGCAGAAUACCUGAUUUCAUCGGGAAUUGGUCAAGGCUCACAUCUUUGAGGUUUCAAGGAAACUCUUUUACAGGUCCCAUACCAUCGACAUUUUCAAACCUGACAUCUUUGACUGAGUUGAGAAUAGGUGAUUUAUCCAAUGGGAGCUCUUCAUUGGCAUUCAUCAGUAAUAUGAAAUCUCUAACUCUCCUUGUGUUGAGAAAUAAUAAUAUAUCAGGUUCAAUUCCAUCCAACGUUGGAGAAUUUCAAAGACUUACCCAGCUGGACUUUAGCUUCAACAACUUGACAGGAGAGAUUCCAAGCUCGCUUUUCAAUUUGAGUUUACUGUCACACUUGUUCCUUGGAAAUAACAAGUUAAAUGGGACCAUACCUACACAGAAAAGUGCAUCUCUUCUUAAUAUAGACUUGUCAUAUAAUGAUUUAUCUGGGAGCUUUCCUUCUUGGAUCAAUCAGCCGAACUUACAGCUUAAUUUAGUUGCCAACAACUUUACAAUUGACAGUUCAAGUAACAGUGGUUUGCCAUCUGGAUUGGAUUGUCUUCAACGCAACUUUCCUUGUAAUCGAGGUCGUGGAAUAUAUUCUGAUUUUGGGAUCAAGUGUGGAGGUCCACAGAUAAGAGGUUCAUCUGGGAUUUUGUUUGAAAGGGAAAAUGAGACUCUUGGUCCAGCUACGUACUUUGUUACUGGGACAAAGAGGUGGGCCGUUAGUAAUGCGGGAUACUUUACUGGCUCCAACAAUCCGCGAUACCAAGGCAAUACAUUGUCUCAAUUUCCAAACACCAUUGACACGGAACUUUUUCAGACACAGCGGCUAUCUGCUUCAUCAUUAAGAUACUAUGGACUGGGGCUUGAGAAUGGCAACUACACUGUGAAUCUUCAGUUUGCAGAAAUAGCUAUCCCAAAUUCAAAUACAUGGCAAAGCCGUGGGAGGCGUGUCUUUGAUAUAUAUAUCCAGGGAAAUCGUGUCUUACAGAAUUUUGAUAUUAGAAGGGAGGCAGGUGGGUCUUUCCUUGCUGUUGAAAAGAAAUUUACGGCUCAAGUUACAGAAAACUUCCUGGAAAUUCAUCUUUUUUGGGCGGGGAAAGGUACCUGCUGCAUACCUGAGCAGGGCACUUAUGGGCCUUCUGUUUCAGCCAUCAGUGCUACCCCAGAUUUUGUACCAACUGUCAGUAAUGUACCUCCAAGUACGAAGGAGAAUAGAACAGGCCUAAUUGUAGGGCUCGUUGUUGGUUUAGGAUCUGUUUUCUUUCUGAUUAUUGGUGCAGUUUUCAUUAUUGUCCAGAGAAGGAAAAGGCGCCGUGCCUAUGAAGAUGAAGAGCUCCUAGGAAUAGAUGCUAGACCGUACACAUUUAGUUUUUCUGAACUAAGGGGUGCUACAGAGGACUUCAAUUCAUCCAACAAGCUUGGCGAGGGAGGAUUUGGACCUGUUUACAAGGGAACACUAAGUGAUGGAAGAGUGGUUGCUGUGAAGCAACUUUCUGUUGCAUCCCACCAAGGAAAGAGCCAGUUUGUUGCUGAGAUUGCUACAAUAUCUGCAGUGCAACAUCGUAACCUUGUGAAACUAUAUGGAUGUUGCAUUGAGGCCGAUAAACGUCUCCUUGUUUACGAGUUCCUGGAAAAUAAGAGUCUUGACCAAGCAUUAUUUGAGAAAAGACAUUUGAUUCUUGAUUGGCCAACACGUUUUGACAUAUGCGUGGGUGUAGCAAGAGGUCUCACUUACCUUCACGAGGAAUCAAGACUUCGCAUUGUGCACAGAGAUGUAAAGGCCAGUAACAUUCUGCUUGACGGUGAUCUGACCCCCAAAAUUUCAGAUUUUGGCUUAGCCAAACUUUAUGAUGACAAAAAGACUCAUAUUAGCACCCGUGUUGCUGGGACAAUUGGUUAUCUUGCACCCGAGUAUGCCAUGCGUGGCCACCUGACGGAGAAGGCUGAUGUCUUUGGAUUUGGCGUUGUGGCUCUAGAACUUGUCAGUGGAAGGCCAAAUUCAGAUCCGAGCUUAGAGCAAGACAAAGUUUAUCUUCUCGAAUGGGCAUGGUACCUCCACGAGAACAACCAGGAACUUGAGAUGGUGGAUUUUGAAUUAUCAGAGUUCAGCGAGGAAGAAGUGAAACGGGUGAUCGGUGUAGCUCUUCUGUGCACUCAAACAUCCCCAGGUCUUCGGCCAUCAAUGUCUCGCGUGGUGGCGAUGCUGACCGGAGACAUUGAAGUGGCCACCGUAACUUCAAAACCAGGAUACUUAACAGACUGGAAAUUUGAUGACAUUACAAGCUUUAUAGAUAAUCCAUCCACUGAAGAACCUGAUACUGGCCGUUAUGCGUCGACAAGUUCGAGUAUCGUUGAUACAAAGCACUCGCCAACUAAUGUUUCUGAACCAAUGCUUCGUGGAUUAUUAGGGGAGGGUAGGUGAACAGGCGUGGUAUUGGCAUAUUUCAUUUUUUAGUUCAAUAUUUACUUUACAUUCCCCCACCUCUGGCUAUUGUAUAUAGCGAUACAACAUUUGUGUCCUGUGGAAACCUCACAUCUGUGAUUAUCAUUUAUGAUUUCAAAUACUUUUGUGCGUGAGUUACAUUUA